AUGUAUACACCAAGAACAGUUGCGCUGUGAGCGCCGAGUGAUUGGCGCGUGAGGUAAUUCAAAUCAAAAUGUUUGCGACACUGGUCGCCGUUCUUGUGAUAACCAUCUUCGGCUAUAUUAUCAAUACGAUCAGCAAGCCACGCAACUUCCCACCAGGUCCAAAAUGGUACCCCUUCGUAGGAUCGAGUGCGGUAGUCCAAAAAACCACAAUGCAAUACGGUUCACAGUGGAAGGCAUUCUCAAAUUUGGCUAAAGAGUACUCGACAAACGUAUUGGGACUUAAGCUUGGCUCAGAGCAAGUUGUUGUUGUGUUUGGCGAAAAGAACAUACGCCAAGUGUUCACUGAAAAGGAAUUUGAAGGCCGUCCAGACAGUUUUUUCAUCAGACUGAGGUGUCUUGGAAAACGACUGGGAAUAACCUUUGUCGAUGGACCUCUGUGGCGGGAACAGCGACAAUUCACAGUGAAGCAUUUAAAAAACGUCGGAUUUGGUAAAACUGCGAUGGAGAAAGAAAUUCAAAACGAGCUAGCGAAUAUUCUAGAGUACAUUGAGAAGAACAGAAAAACACCGAUUAAUCCGAAACUCAUUCUCGCUAUGUCAGUAAUGAAUAUUUUGUGGAAAUUCACGGCGGGUGAACGCAUAGAACAGGAGCGACUUAGUUACAUUUUAGAUUUGUUUGCAAAACGUUCGAAGGCCUUCUCAAUAGCUGGUGGCUGGCUGAACCUUUGGCCAUGGAUACGAUUCAUUCUUCCAGACUUGAGUGGCUAUAAUUUAAUAAAAAAUUUAAAUGAGCAAAUAAGCAAUAUUAUUAAGGAAGCCAUCAUCAAACAUAAAAAUGGAACUGUACAAGGCAGCGAUUUUAUAUACACAUUUUUACAAGAGAUGAAAGAAAAUAACAACAAUUUUUUUCAUGAGGAACAAUUAAAUACCAUUUGUCUUGAUAUCUUAAUAGCGGGCUCACAGACAACGAGUAAUGUUGUAGAGUUUGCUAUUUUGUGUCUUAUAAGAUACAAGUCGAUACAAGACAAGGUUUAUGAUGAGAUAAAGAGCAAGAUUGGAGAUAAUGAACCAAAUUGGACUGAUAGUUACAGAUUAUUAUAUACCAUGGCCUUCCUUUUAGAAGUCCAAAGGUUCUACACAAUAGUACCAUUAGCUGGUCCAAGAAGAGUGCUUCAAGAUACUACUAUAGAUAACUAUACUAUACCAAAAAAUACCACGGUAUUAUUAGCAGUUGGUGAUGUACACUUUGAUACCGAAAUAUGGGAUGAACCACACAAAUUCAUGCCUGAAAGAUUUUUGGAUUCUAACGGCAAUUUGAUAAAAACCGAUCAUUUUUAUCCCUUUGGAAUGGGUCGAAGGCGCUGUCCCGGUGAUUCGUUAGCGAAAUCAUUUAUUUUCAUUACGUUCGUUGGAAUCGUUCAAAAAUAUAAGGUUGAAAGUGCGAAUGGUAUUUUACCUCCCGAAGAGCCAAUCAUCGGAUUAAUAUCUGGAGCGAGACCGUUCACAGCAGAAUUCAUUCCACGGUGUUGAUGUGAUGUUUACUUAUAUUAUAUAUAUGUGAGAUUUACAAAAUCGCAAUUUACAUCACAUUUUACACAAUAAUUGGAAUUAUUUAACACUACCAGAGCUUAAGUAACACUACUCUGUAAUUUCAAAUAGCGAUAUCGAUAGUAAUCCCUAUCCCUAUGCUACUUAUAUUUAAAGAACUACAUAGAACCUGCGUAGAAAACUGUUGGGAUCUGUAUCGCUAUCGCUAUCAGAAGUUACAUUGUAAGUGGGUUGGGAGUACCCAUAGGUAAUAUUGGAGGUCGCUCAGGAUUGCCAAGUCGCCAUAAUGAUUCCGGUUCACAGUGCGCAUCUAUGAAGACUCAUAUUAUAAUAGGCAAUGCCCUUAGAUCAUUACUAGAAGGAUUGGUUUAUAAAAAACGUGUCAUCUUAAAAUUUUCAAAUCUUUUGUUUGCUAUCAAGUUAUAUAUUUCAUAAAUGUUUUAAAUUAACGCGACCUUAUAUAAAAUGUGGACUAAACAUUUAUAGUUGAUAUAUACGAUUUUCCAAUGUUUAGUCCACUUUUUAUAAAAAUGUAAACUUAUUUGUAAAGGAAGAUUAUUCAAAUGUCACAUUUUAGAAUACUUACAACUAAUUUUAGUACUCAAAAGCAUAAGCAUUAAUAAAAGUGCACUGGAACUUU
Molecule: messenger RNA, 2187 nt
Organism: Pieris rapae (cabbage white)
Lineage: Eukaryota; Metazoa; Arthropoda; Insecta; Lepidoptera; Pieridae
Gene: Cyp305b1
Product: probable cytochrome P450 305a1
Exons: 8
Coding region: 69-1529 (486 amino acids)
Biological process (GO): xenobiotic metabolic process
Cellular component (GO): intracellular membrane-bounded organelle; cytoplasm
Molecular function (GO): iron ion binding; heme binding; oxidoreductase activity, acting on paired donors, with incorporation or reduction of molecular oxygen, reduced flavin or flavoprotein as one donor, and incorporation of one atom of oxygen
Source: RefSeq, a predicted model, not a curated record